GAAGAGAGAAGAGAGAGAGAGAUGGACCGUCAGAUGGAAAGAUAGGUAGGGAUAGUUAUAUAAGCAUCUCUUACUGGAAAAUGAUUUUAGUAAACUUACUAUUUAGCUAUGCAUAUCAAUCGUUAAUUAAACCGGCACGCAUACACACACGCACACGCACACACAUACGCAUACAUGCAUAAAUUGCAUAAAUACAUACUCACAUGCACAUCUAUGUCGUGCAACAGAUGUCUAACCGUACCUGACAUAAAAGCAGUACACAAAAACAUAUACAUGCAUACGUGUGCGUAUAUAUACAUUUAUUGAACUAUCUACCACAUUCUUGUUUAUAUAUAUAUAUAUAUAUAUAUAUAUAUAUAUAUAUACAUAUAUAUAGUUAGUGAUAGAAAGCGGGAAAUAGAGGGGGAUAUGCAAGAGAGAGAGAGAGAGAGAGUAUAUUGAUGUGUGCUGUGUUUAACAAACAGUCGGGCUAAUAACACCCUCCAUGGAAUUAACAGGAACGGUCCCGAAGUGUGAGGUGAUCACACUGUCUCCCCUCUGCAGCCAGGCAUCUUCUGUACAUUAUAUUCUCGGCAAAUAACCAAAGUUCCACGGAGCAAAUCAUUCAUGUAUUAUUAUUUGUCACUCCUCGUUGAAAACCAUCCAUGAUGACGACGACAACAACAACAACAACAACAACAACUACAACGCCCACAAGUUUUCUGUCACACCGCUGGACAUCCUUCCUGUCACCAUCCCACACCUGCUUCCAAGCAAAGAUUGACAUGAUGGUUCACCUGAUCAAGGCUAAUUACCAGAUGAAGAGUAAUUAAUUACUAGAGAGAGAAAGAGAGAGACUGUGAGGAUUAUUUCACUUUUGUCUCUCCCCGAUACAGAGUUUCCAGCAAAGCUGGUGGCUGUGAUAAAAGGGAAGACUAGUGUUACGAAAGGAAUACAUCUCACAAAGGGACUCAUGUGAUGUGGAUAUAGGUGUUGUUGGAUGAGGCUAUGGCUGCUGCAGAAUUCCAGGGUACAGAUGCUGCCGCCGCCGCUGCUCACUGGCAGGAAAGAUGCCAUACUUUGGAGGCAUCCCUGGAAAAAUUUCGUUUGCAAACGCUUAGGAUACGGGAAGCAUUGGGAGAGCAGAUGAGAGCCUUGGAGGAAAGAGCUAUUGCUGCAGAUGAAAAAGCCAAGGACAGUGAACAGCAGUUAAAUCUAAUGGAACAACGUUUGGCAGCCAUCAAUUGGCAGCCACAGGAUUUAAAUAACAGAGUUCUAGAACUGGAAAAUGUUUUGGAGAGAAAAGAGAAACAUAUUGAUAGUCUGGAGAAGCAAUUAUCAGAACAGGUAAGAAAAAAACAAAGACAACAUGACGCAAAAUUGGUAGAGGAAAAAGCUGUCAAAAUCAAGGAAUGGGUUGCAAGGAAGUUGGAACAACUCGAAGAAGAAAAACACUCGCUGAUUCUUGAAAAUAGUUUAUUACGAGAACAACUACAUGUUUUCAGGGACCGGUACAACUGCCUGCAAUCAUUUCAAGGUCAUUCAUUAUAUCGAGACAGCUUGCAGGAUGAAUCACGGCCUAUGUCAUUUACUGCCACUACUCCACCACCAAUCAAUGUGAAACGCAGGUCAUCAUCUCCAAAUCUUGAUGCUCUCAGUGACCCAAGCCACAACGUGAUCUCAGAAAGCAGCAGUAGCCCAGAAGGGGAGCUAACUUCCCAAAUAUCAGAGGGUGACAGUGAAAACAGCAUCGGUGAAAUUGACCCAAGUGUCGGAGGUUAUCAAGAGGUUGAUCAGAACCACGAAAGUAUCUAUGAACCAAAGCGUGUCUUCUUGCCCCAAAUUAAAAUUGAAAGAAAAUUUUUCACCGAACUUCAACAACUUGAAUCAUUAAUAAAUUCUGGUGGUACAAACGAACAGAUUCUUGAACAGGGUGAUAAUUCAUCAGUAAAAAACGACGAAGAAGAAAAAGGAGAAGAGGAAGACAGCAAUUCAUCAAAGUCAUCAUAUGCAGUUACACCACUAACCCCAAAGUCUCAGACAGUAUCUUUUGUUCCUUUUGCACCGCCAAGUUCUCCUAAUGGUGUUUUUGUGCCACCCCAAAAUUUGCAAUAUGUCUCUGCAUUGGCCACACUGCCCAGAACUAAGUGCCAGCCAGCAUCAAUGAAAUUCAAUGAAGAAAUAUAUUCUCAGGUGCCAAAACGAGAAAUAAGGAUUUCAACGUCAGAUAUCCAGAAGAAUGCUCUUUAUGAUGAGUGGCCAACAUCACCCUUUGAUCGAGAACUUCCUCCAAGGCUCUUAUUAGCUGACCCACCUGACUCAAACGAGUCUGAACCUCUCUAUGAAGAAGUAUGGAAGGGAGCUAAGCAUAAAAGUGGCAGAAAUACAUCCCCAGGUAAAAGAUCCACAGGAGUUCCUUCAAAUACAAUCACAUCAGAUUUCCCGACAUGUAAAGACUUAUACCAGGAGGUUGUCGUUCCAGUGUUUGCAACUCUAAAAGGAAAAGCAGCUCAAAUCCGCAAAUCUCCAUUCAUGGAUGAUACUACAUCAGACUCAUCUGAUGACGAGGCAUGUACUGGAUUAUACAGUGGCCAAUCAGAGGCAAUAGAAUCAGUGACCAGCCCAGUUAGUGGACACACAUUCAGCUCCCUUUCCAUACGAAAGACAGCAAUCAACCAGAGUAGCUCUGGUGCUGUUAAGAGAGGUGUUUCGUGCCAUUCCGAACUCUCAGAUAUCUCCUGCGACUAUGCACUGCCUCCUGAUGAUAUUUCCAGCAAGAGUGAUUCAGAGAGUUCGGAACCUGAACAAAAAAUACUCAAAUAUGCGACAGACAGUCGUAAACAUGACACAUUGGAGAAGUGUGGCUAUCUUUCAAAAUUAGGUGGAAAAGUCAAGAUGUGGAAAAGGAAGUGGUUUGUUCUCAGGAAUGGUGCAUUGUACUAUUACAAAUCUCAGCAUGAUGUGUUGAGAAAACCUCAGGGACACAUACGUCUGGAUAUGCAGACCAAGAUAAAUAAAUCACAAGGCCAACUGACCUUUGAGGUCACUAAUUCCAAAAAAACUUAUUACUUGACUGCCGAUUCUGCCAUGGAAGUUGACCGUUGGGUUCGAUUAAUAAAUAAAGUCGUCAAAAGACAAGCAAGCAGUUAUCUAUUAGACCAAGUGGACUCAAAAGCUAUCGUACGAGGAUGGUUGACAAAGGUUAAGAAUGGUAUGACUAGACGUUGUUGGUGUAUCCUGCUGGGUCGAUAUUUCCUUUACUACAAGACUCCCACAGAUAAGACUCCACUUGGCCAACUGAAUUUGAGAGAUGCCCGUCUUGAUGAGAUAGAUCAUCCAGAUGAGUCUGAUGAGGAUUCAACAGUCAUGAUGGUUGACAGACAUGUUAUUGCUAUAUGGCCACCCUUACAAGGACCAACCUACCUCAUCAUCCCUACAAAACAGGAAAAGGAUUCUUGGUUAUACCACUUGACUGUCGCAGCUGGUGGUGGAACUGGAAAUGUAGGGACAGAAUUUGAACAAAUUGUUGCCAAAGUAAUGGAAGUAGGAGGAAACUUCAAUUCAAUCUAUUGGAAGAACCUGAAGAUGUUACAUACAAAAGAACCAAUCACAUCUCCUCUUACAACACUGCCAUCUGAAGAACUCCAGCAAAAAGGCGUGGAACUGUUUAAGUUGGUGUAUCAGUACAUGGCCACCCAGUUUGACACCCGUGCAUUGGAUUAUCAUGUGACAUUAGCACAAACCAUACUUGGUUUAUGCAUUGACCACCCCCAACUACAGAAUGAGCUCUUCUGUCAGCUGAUACGACAGACAUCACGCCACCCAGUACAAAGCAAGAUGAGUGGGAUGCAGAAUCUGCUCCUCUGUGGUAAACAUUCCUGGUUCAUUUGUGACAGUGCACAUAAAUCUCCAUCAUCAUCCAUCAUGGACCUCUCUGAAUCCAAGCUAAAUCCAGCUCCCUACAUUAUUCAACAAGGCUGGGAGCUGUUGUCUAUGUGUGUAUCUCUCUUCCUGCCUAAACAGAGUGUCAUGUGGUUACUAAAAGUACACCUGCAAAGAAAUGCUGACCCCAAAACUGAGGCAGGGAAAUACGCCAUAUUCUGCCAAAGAGGCUUGGAGAGGACCAUGCAGAAAGACGGACGAGAAGCUAAGCCUUCACGCAUGGAGGUUCUCUCAAUUCUACUGCGACAUCCAUACCAUCACUCUCAACCACUCAGUAUUCCCCUUCAUUUCCUUAACAACACUUAUCAGGUCGUCAGUUUUGAUGGCUCCACCACUGUCACUGAACUGCUUCAGAGCCUUCAGAAAACACUCUAUAUCCGGGACAUCAAGGAAUCAGGGUUUGCACUGUUUACUGAUGACCCCACGGGGCAGGACAUAGAGCAUUGCCUUCCACCCCAAGUAAAGGUAUGUGAUGUUAUAUCUAAAUGGGAACAAGCUUUCCGUGACAGUCACUCAGGGAAAAUAGACUCUAAUAGCACAAUUCGUUUUCUGUUCAAGAAUAGGUUAUAUUUCAAAAGUACUAGUCGAUAUGAAACAGAAAAGGAAAAACUGCUGUUGGCAUAUCAAAUCAAUGAGGAAAUUGUACAGGGUCGAUUCCCUUUGAAUAGGGAUUUGGCUGUAGAAUUAGCAUCAUUAAUGGCACAGAUAGAAUUUGGUGAUGCCAAAGUUGAUCCCAGCAAGGAUUUAAGUAACUGUCAACAACUACAGACUGUACAGAAGAAAUUUUAUCCUGAAAAAUAUCAGACUCACUUGACUGGAUCAGAACAGAGAACCUUAGUAAACACAAUCUACGAAAGAUGGGCUGCACUGCGUGGUCGAAGUGUUAAUGAUUGUGUGCGCAUGUACCUUAAUGUUGUUCGCAAAUGGCCUUUCUGUGGAGCCAAAGUUUUUCUAACUUGUUUUAAAGGCAGGGACCAAAACCAGUUUUGGAUUGCUGUUCAAGAAGAAGGCAUAUCUCUACUGGAUCACACUUCAUUGCAACCAAUCAGCAACUUUGAUUUCAAAUCCGUCGUAACAUUUGGUGGAUGGAAAGAUGAUUUCAUGCUUGUUGUUAACCAAUUGAUUGAGUCAGCUCCCCAUCACUAUGAACAUAGGACAGAGAAAAUGUUGUUUGUACUGCCAAAACCCAAGAUCCUUGAAUUAAGUCUACUAAUUGCUAGUUACAUCAACAGUCGUCUACAACACCCAUCUCCAGACAGUGCUGACGAUAUAUAACCAACCAUCUAGCUCUUUCUCUUCCUGUGUAAUAAAAUUCAUCACUUGCCCUUCGAUUCCUGAAGCUUCCGAUAUUUUAUCCAAUUCACGAAACAAUAAAAAAAAAAAAAAUUUUAAAAAACACCAUGAAAGAAGUACCUGUAACUUCCUGCAAAACAGUUCUUCUCCAGUGACAGAUUCAUUGGUUUGUACCACGACCUAUUUAGGGUCAUUAAGAGGCCCUUGAUGAGAUACUUUUACAGUCCAUGACAUCCUGGUGGAAUCCAUUUCUCUCCUAGCAGAUACAUUCAGCAUUUGGUUAAUAUAAAACGGGUUUCCCCAAGUGUCCACACAUCAGCUUGCAAUCCUGGAACAGCGAUAUAAUGGUGGUGAAAUAAUGAGCACCAUUUCCAGCGCCAAUCAACCAUUUGACAUUUAAUGUAUAUAGACAAUACAUACAUCAAACAUACAUGCAUAUAUGCAUACAUAUACGCAUAUAUAUAUGUAUGUGUGUGUAUACAUAUAUAUAUAUAUAUACAUACACACACACACAUAUAUGUAUAUCCAUCUCUUCAGUUUUUGUCAUUUUAGUUCAUACGUUCCAUUGCAGACAUUUUUUCUUGGUAGGAUCCAAGAAAAUAAAAGGAAAAAGAAAUAAUACCAAACAAAAAACAGAGACUAUUUUUGCUUUGAAAGAUUGUCUAUUGAAGGACACUCUAUUCGUAUCAAGUUUUAUAAUUAUAUAAUCAAGAAAUACCAUUCUUUCAGUUUUUCUCUCUGUCUAUCUAUCUAUCUAUCUAUCUAUCUAUCUAUCUAUCUAUCUAUCUAUCUAUCUAUCUAUCUAUCUAUCGAUCUAUCUAUCUGUCUGUCUCUUUACUUUCUCUCUUCCAGUAAGAGACAGAAGGCAUCAAACGGAAUGAAAACAAUAUAUUCUUAUAUUGAGAUUCUAAAUAUCAGAGAGCAAUAUCUUUAAAAAUAAUCUGUGUUCUUCUAUGUUUAGCAUCCAAUUGAUGAUUAAGGUUUGUUCUGAAG
This is a messenger RNA of Octopus sinensis (East Asian common octopus), 6207 nucleotides long. Its product is annotated as pleckstrin homology domain-containing family H member 2. Bases 988 to 5196 code for a protein of 1402 amino acids. The transcript is spliced from 33 exons. Gene Ontology annotation, cellular component: cytoskeleton. NCBI's taxonomy places the organism in Eukaryota, Metazoa, Mollusca, Cephalopoda, Octopoda, Octopodidae. The record is from RefSeq and is a predicted model, not a curated record.